Messenger RNA from Equus caballus (horse), 4156 nucleotides. RefSeq names its product transport and golgi organization 6 homolog (gene TANGO6). The record is from RefSeq and is a predicted model, not a curated record. NCBI's taxonomy places the organism in Eukaryota, Metazoa, Chordata, Mammalia, Perissodactyla, Equidae. Gene Ontology annotation, biological process: protein secretion.
CCGCCCACAGCACCUCCUGCCACCCUCAACAUGGCGGCGGUGCCGGUCCGCUCAGGCGCCUGAGCAGGUCGCAAGUGGCGCGUUCCACUCCCGUCAUGGCGGACCCCCGACAGGCCAGCGGCAGCGGGGCUCUGGAAACAUGCUGUCUGGAGCGGAUUUUGGAAGCGCUGAAGCUGCUGCUGAGCCCGGGAGGAUCAGGCUCAAGUUCACUGCAGAUCACAAAACAUGACGUCUUGUUGGCUACUUUAAAAUCUAACCUGUCUGCUGUGGAGGACAAAUUGCUGAAGGAUCCUCACUGGAAGACAUUGAAACUCCUGAGGGAUGAAAUUGCUAAUAAGGCAGAAUGGCCACAAAACUCUGUGGACGUCACCUGGAGUUUUACCUCUCAAAUCUUGCUGUGGCUGUUGUGCUUGAAGGAAACCAUGAUCCACCUUGCGGCUGAUUUCAAUCCGGGCAAAUCCAACCCUAGGACUCCAGAAGCUGCUCCUGCACUGAGUCCGGAUACACUUAGUAUCUCACAGCAGAAGACUGUGCAGUCAGUCUUGCAGUUUGUAGUCACCUUGGGUGUCUGCCCUUAUCUCAUGCCUGGUGUUGGAGUCCCUUUGAGAUAUAGGACUGAAUUUGGGGCCGUUGUUCAAGACGUGGUGUGUCUUGAUGCUGCCCCGGAUGCAACCCGGAGACUGUACACCAGCUGCAGGGUCCUCCUAAAUGUUGCUCAGCACGCAUCUCUGGGAAGCUUGAUUUUCUGCCGCCAUUUUGGGGAUAUUGCGGCAGGCUUGUGCCAACUGGGAUUCUGCCCGACCAAGAGAAAACCACUAAAACCUGAGGAAGAGGUGUUAACCGAAGAGGAAAGAGCCCUGUCCAGGGAGGCCUUGAGAGACAUCUUGAAUCAAAUAUAUCAACCAUUAGCAGUCCGAGAAUUACUUACCCUCCAGGGAGGACCACCUCAGGCCUGCACAGAUGUGAAGACACAAGUUAGGUCUCAGGCCCCAGCUUGGCUUCGGCGUCUGUGUGGGCAGCUGCUCUCCGAAAGGUUGAUGAGACCCAGUGGUGUUCAGGCAGUAGUCCGGGGCAUUUUGGAAGGAGCAGGUGCUGGGGCGGCUGGUGGACAUGAUGCUGAGGCAACAGCUGCUGACUGGAAGAAGUGUGACUUGAUUGCAAAGAUUUUGGCCUCUUGUCCCCAGCAAUCUCUUUCACCAGAGGAUUACUAUAGGGAUAUCUGCCCCCAGAUUCUGGAUUUAUUUCACUUUCAGGAUAAAUUGACAGCGCGACAAUUUCAGAGAGUUGCUACCACUACCUUUAUAACUAUGUCAAGAGAACGCCCACAGUUGGCAGCAAAGUAUUUGCUUCAGCCAAUGUUAGCUCCUCUUCAUCGAUGUUUAAAUACAGCAGAGAUUCCAGAGAGUGACAUGGUGCCUGGGACCAUUUUGGUGACAGAAGAAGAACUUAGUAGAUGUAUUGAGGAUGUAUUUAAGGUGUAUGUGGUCGGGAAUGAACCUUCAGCAGUUUUGGUGGAUUCCCUGCUUCCAGUCCUAGGAGUCCUCUUUUCUCUCUACUGUUUUACCAGGCAGAGUGUGUCUCACAUAAGGUCACUUUGCGAAGAGAUCUUAUUGUGGAUUCUGGGGAAGCUGGAGAGGAAGAAGGCGAUUGCUAGCCUGAAAGGAUUUGCAGGGUUGGACAAGUCUAUGCCCUCUCUCCAUUCUCUGUGUCACUUUAGAGCUGCCACUCAAGGUGGCGUUAUGGUUACCAUCAAAGAGCCCAUUUGUGAUGAAGAUGAAGAUGAAGCCCUGUAUCAAAAGGUGUCUUCAGAGCAGUGGCAGGUAGAGCAUCUCGGGGACUUGCUGUCCCUCUGCCAGGAAUGUGGUUUGGCGGGCGACUUCUUCAUCUUCUGCUUGAAGGAAUUGACACAUGUGGCUGAGGAAAAUGAAGCAGAGUUUAAAAUGGAGCCUUUCUCCAGCAAAAGCCUCUUGGAACUAGCGCAGCACCACACUCUUCUUGUGGAAGGCCAGGAGCAGAAGCUGCUGGUCCUCCAGCUGGUGGCUGUCCUGUGUGAGAGAAUGUCUGAGCAGAUAUUCACGAACAUCGCUCAGGUGGUGGACUUUGUAGCAGCAACACUGCAGCGAGCAUGUGCAAGCUUGGCCCACCAGGCAGAGAGCACCGUGGAAUCGCAGACACUGAGCAUGUCCAUGGGGCUGGUGGCUGUCAUGCUGGGAGGAGCUGUUCAGUUGAAGUCAACUGAUUUUGCUGUCCUGAAGCAGUUGCUGCCUCUGUUGGAGAAGGUAUCCAACACAUACCCUGACCCUGUCAUCCAAGAACUUGCUGUCGAUCUCCGCAUCACCAUCUCUACCCAUGGAGCCUUUUCCACUGAGGCUGUCAGUGUGGCUGCUCAGAGUACCCUGAACAAAAAUGAUCCAGAAGGGAAAACAGAAGGGCAGCGACAAACCAGUCAUGAAAGAUCCACUGGUGUUUCUCGUAGCCACCUCGAACAACAGCAAAGCCAUGAGAAAUCCAACCAGACAGGCCUGAAAUCUAAUACUCCACUCAUUCCUCAGGAGGUCAGUGAGCCCAACGCCACUACAAACCAGAAAUCCAGAAACAUAACCACAGAGCAGCUCCAGGAAGUUCUUCUGUCAGCUUAUGAUCCUCAAAUUCCAACACGGGCUGCUGCCCUGCGAACUCUUUCCCGCUGGAUAGAGCAGAGAGAAGCAGAAGCCCUUGAGAUGCAAGAGAAGCUUCUCAAGAUAUUCUUGGAGAACUUGGAGCAUGAAGACACCUUUGUAUAUCUGUCUGCUAUUCAGGUUUUCUCUGGAAAUGGGGAAGAGAUUUCCUGGUCUGCUGCUGCCGUAGGCUCCAGGGAAUUGCUUUUGCCGCCAACAUCCCUUCUCUAGGGGACUCAGAGGUGAUGGGUCAAGGCUGUGAUGUGGAUGCCAAGCAGAUGAAAGGGCUUUCAACCAGAAGCUGAGAGAGACGUGAGAGAGGGGAGGUCCUGGCAGGACACUGUGUCCAGCAGAAGUGACUGAUCAGUUGUGAUUUUCUGUCCAGCAGCAGUGGCUCCCACUACUCCUCCUACACCUUGUCUAUACCAUGUCCUCUACCGAGGGUGUGGAGAAACCCAGAUGGGCUGGCAUGGAGAGACAUACUGCCUGGUUGGUGGCUGCCGGGCCUAUGGGGAUGCUCCUGUGGCCACCCCAGCAAAGGUGGAAGCAGAGAAGCCAGUUCCCAGGCGGGGGCUCAAGAGACCUCGAGCUGUGGCAGAGCCAGACGAAGACCUAGGCUGCCCCAAAACCAAAAUUCGGCGAUUGCAGCACGGUGGCAGGAGGCAGACCCUGUGGAAGCUCGCUGGCUGAGCCAUUCUGUAGAGAGGGCAAACAUUUAACAGCCUGAGACAUCUAAUGCUUCUUCCUGCAGUGAACCCCACCACCCACCAUUGGAGGUUAGAAGCUGAGCCAUUCUGUCUGAGCCUUUCUCCUCCAGGAGCCUCCUUCCAUACUAACUGGCCCUGGGCAAGGAGCCUCAGCAACUGAGGUUUGAAAUGAGAGGCUGCUCUGAGCAUCCCAGGACUGAAGCUGGCCUGGAAGAAAACCUGCUGUUCCUCUGCUCCAUCCUCUAGAGUCCCUUCUUGGGCAGAAGAAAGAAAAGUGUGCACUCUGAGUUGAGGAGGAUGCAGCAGCAGAGAGACUGUGCAGGGCAGCUUUAUCAGGGGCCCAGUCUACCAGAUGGACUCCUGCUUGAGUCGUUGCCAGCAGCUACCAGCACAAACCAGAAGGAGCUGGGCUUUUUGAAUCUGCAAGAAGCAAUCUGUGGCUACCCAGGGAGCCUCCGACCUGGGGUCUCAGGAGGCAGAAUAAAGAGACCCAGGAAAACCCGCUCCCUGGAGCAGGAACAGGAUGAAGAGGCAAGCAGCAUCCCCCCUGAGGCUCACAUGCUCCUUUAUUCCCAGCCCUUUCUGGCCCCAGUGUUCAAUAAAAUGAUUUUCUGUAACAGUGUGUGACUUGAAAUCCAGCUUGUCCAAGGCCAGGCCCCAAACCUCCUGUUCCCUUCAAGUGCAUUCCCACAUGUGGUACCUGGUCCUCUAAGACCUUCUGCCUCCAAAAAGGGCCCUUGGGUAUGGCUGCUCACUAUGUGGCUAUGUAAAUUGGGGCAGGGCUCAGGCAGG